AUGAAAAAUGGCUUUCUCAAAAUCUUCUUUUCCUUUUGUUCCUAUCUUUUUUGCCAUGCAGACGCUUUCAAAUACCUUGUCAUUUCGUCCAACUUUGUCUACAGUCACACGGUUUACAACGCGAAAAUCGCCGAGACUCUGCAGCAGCAUGGUCAUCAUGUGGUAUGUACAAAAUAUAGUGUACAUUAUGUAGAUUGGGUAAAAAGUUUUUGUCAGCGCUUCUGGCGAUGGAGGAUUCUGCUUUUUCUUGGAAGACUGUGGUUUUUCUCAGCUGCCAUCAAAAAGUAGAGGCCAAAAGCCCAGACUUUUGCUACAGGGCCGGGUUUUUGGCAUCUCCGGGCUCCGGCCCAGCCCCCGUCAAAGUCGGCCCAGCCCUUGGGACCUAUGGCAAGACCCUGAGGAUUUUGAGGCCCGGCCCUGAGGAUUUUCAAGCCCUCCCAGCCCUUGCCAUGUCUGGUGGAGGCCAAGAGUUUGAGGCAAUAAUAUAUGACUAUAAAUCUGUCGGGAAAAUAAUGAGGACAAUUUCGCUGCAACACUCGUGUCGCUAAAGUGAGCAAUUUAAUUUUGUCGCCUCACAAUUCAUUUCCUCGCCGACGAUGCGAUUUUUGAUGCAACAGAGCGGUCGCUAGUGGUCGCGGCAAAGUCAAAUCGCUCUUCGCUUCAGCGCCGCGACAGUCGCAUCAACAUUGUGCUCAUUAUUUUUCCGACAGACUAAUAGCAUUAUAUAAUAUAUCCAUUUGACUUUGCAUAUGUAAAUUUCAGGACUUUGUUCUCUACAAAACCAACAAUUUCACGCAUUUUGACUACAAGGGUGAGCUAAAAAAUGUCACCAACAUUGAGCCAAAGGAACUCGAGGAAAUGUCGGAGAAAAUGGCGUCGAUGACUUUGUUUAGCGAUCCAUUUCAACGUGUCUCGAAGUUGUUUACGAACCAAGACAUUCAAAAUUACAUAUGGAUAAUGCAAACUUAUUGCUACAGUAAGAUUUUAAAAAAUGUUUUUUUUUUAUUUUUUUUAUUCUUUGCUUCAUUUUACAUCUUAUUUUUAGAUUUGGCAACUGACGGGAAGAUUAAAGAAUUAAUGAGAACCAUGAAAUACGAUGGAAUGUUCAGCGAGGUCUUGGACAUUUGCGCGAUAGGGUUAUCGUAUGUGACGAAGUUGCGGCCACUGUUCAUAACAUCGCCAAUCCCCAUGAGCGAAGCCAUCUCGUACACGCUCGGAAUCCCGUACAAUCCGAACGUAUACCCGGGUAAGAGGAGUGUUUGAAGAUGUAUUUUUUAUUCAGGGUGGUUCAGCCAAAGCUUCCAUCGUUAUUUCAAGCAUUUCUCCGUUAAUAAUGCACCAAUUUCUAUAAAAUUUAUACCAAAUUGAAGCUGAGGUACCCCAUUUUUUGUUCACCAAAUAUGACGGGCCCAAUUUCAACCACCCUGAACAGUUGGAUUUCCAUAAAAUUCGGUUGAAAUUUGGGCUCAACUAUUUUUUCAGUUCAAAACGACGCCAGUCCAGAUGGCUUUCAUAUGACCAUGCUGGGCCGUCUCCAAAAUUGGAAAUACUUCAUUAUGUCCGUCUUCCUGCAGGGCAGAGUCUUCGGCGACGCCGCAUUUUACGAAAAAAUCCCGGUCCAAGUGCCACCGCCGAACAAGUUGAUGCAAAGAUCGGCGUUGUUUAUUCAAAACACCAACGAAUACGUUGAAUUGCCCAAGGUGAGCAGCGCAAAGGUGGUUCAAGUCGGAGGAAUCGGGAUUUCAGCGCCGAAGAACUUGAGUAAAGUGAGAAUUUUUGAGAUUUAUUUUUUGGGUCAGCGACAGUUCGGGUCAACGAUGCUAUGGAUUGUAUCGGUUCGUCGUUGCAUGGAGGCUAGGAGAAGGCUUAGUUAGCAGAAAUAAUAAGAUUUAUCGGGUCCAAAGAUAGCUUAUUACCGAUUUCUGAGACAUUUUACAUGUACUCACAUCAAUAAUAUCUAGAUGGUUACGGAUCUUCAUUUUUUGCCGCAAAUUUUGGUCUUUUAUAUGUUACAACAACUCAGGAUAAAGAAAACCAACGUUAGUAAACAGGGUAUUUCAAGAAAUUUUGCACAAAUUUUUUUGCUUAUAUCUUUCUGCUCUUUGCAGCUAUCCAGGAGUUUUAAGUGGUAUUUAAAAUUAGAAGUCGUGCGUUUUUACAAUAUGAAAAAGAAUUGUUUCCUGUCUUGGUCGAGGGACCAUUUUUCGGCGGAGACAUUUGUUGUUUUUUUUUUUUGAAAAUUGCACCUCUUUACAAAGCCCAGAUUUCUUUAUUAUGGAUGAAAUUAGGUCUGCAACAUCUGGCAGGACUGUCGAGACCAACGCAUCUGUUAGUCUCGACAGUUUUGCGGAUGUUUCACACAUCGGCGAAGGCUCGGCAGAGGUUCGUUUACCAUCGGAGGCCGUUUUGGGAACUUGGCUUUGUUAGAAUUAGAAAAAGUGGACCUAUUUCAAGCCUUUUGGCGAAGGUUCUCCGUCGAGCCUUCAACAAGGCUCAGCCGGCCAUCCAACGGCUUUGUCAGGCCUCGUAGGCACUUCCUACAACUUUUUUUUGGGGUAUCCACCUGCCCUACCCCCGUUAUCAAUCGAUUUUGUAUACAUAUGUUGACCCGAACUGUCGCCGACCCGAAAAGUCGGGACUCGAUUUAUCACAAUAUUUUGACCUGUAUUCUAGGACAUUCAACAAAUAGUCGAUGGCGCCGGCAAAGGAGUUGUCUACUUUUCAUUCGGCUCGUUGGCGGACAGCAGUAUGAUGCCGGAGCGUGUUCGACAGGCUUUCUUGGGAGCCUUCCACAGACUGCCAGAUUAUCAGUUCAUUUGGAAGUUUAACGAGAAAUUGAAGGAGGCUGGGCGAAAUGUUCACACCGUUGACUGGGUUGACCAAGUUUCUUUAUUGAGUAAGUGGAAUUUUCACCAUAUUCAGAGGGAUUCACGAGCUGUAACCCUUACAAGGAAAGUGUCCCAAGUGAGAGGCUCAGGAAAAAAGUUGGUUUUGGUGUUCUAAAAUCAUCAUGUCAUUUAUUUUUUCAUCGAUUCGACUCCAGUAAAACUGGUGCAUACAUAUCAGUUUGUCGGGAAAAUAAUGAGCACACUGUCGCAUCGAAAAUCGCAUCGCUAAAAAAAUGAAAAAAAAAUGAAUUGUGUCGCGGCAAGAUCAAACUGAGUUUCAUUUCAGCGACGCGGUCGGCGCAGCGACAUAUCCACAUUAUCUUCCGGACAGACUGAUAGUAUAGUAGCAUUUUCAUAAAGCACAUGGGCAUUUUUUAAGGCUUUGGGAAUAUCAGGACUUUUAGUCUCGGAGGUCCCAAAAAAUUUGUUAGUUACAUAACAGUCUGUCGGGAAUAUAUAUUAGGUUGUCCCAUAAAUAAUGUCCCUCUUCGAGAGGGGCAAAAUCAAAAGUCUAUAAAAAACGGAAGCACCAGCCAAAUUUCACAAUGUUACUACCGUUUUGUAGCUGUGAUCUCAGGCUUUCGUUUAAUGUAUCGCAUGCCAUAUUUGGAUGAAAUUACAGUAAUUUAGCGCUAAUUCAAAAUUGUGGAAAAAAUGUAGAUUCAUGCCAUCAACUUGUAGGAGGAAAAACAGGGUGCUAAGGUUUCAGAACCUACACGAAAUAUCAACACUAUGUUCAGCCAGUGUGCUGUGAGUUCGGUGACGGUGAAACGAUGGUCUCAAAAAAUUCGACCUGGCCGCGGGGACCCCUAAGACACAGUGCGUCCUCUCAGCUUUGCGAAUUUACCCUGAGGUCAUUGGUAGACAAAAAUCAUGAAAUCAACGUCCGACGCCUUUCUGGGACUGUGGUGGUGUCAUAAUUAUCAGCGGUUAAUGGUUCGAUGCCGAUAGUUUCAAGAAAAAGCUCGACAAAUUCUUCCCAUAUAAGUGGACCAAAACCCCGAAUGAAGGUACCGCGGUUUUUGCUUUCCGAGCCGAACAUCCAGAUUUCCUGGAUCGUACCAUGGCUUAUAAUGAAAAGUGGAUUAACAACGACACCUAGACAAGAUUUGGUCAAUGAAGCACCCCGGAGUACUACCACAGCACCUCCCAAAUUCUGAGUCCCACUAGAAGACGGUCAUGACCACUUUUUUGAUGGCGUAACGUUAGCUUCGCACACUAGAAAUUCUUAGAACCUGCGCAAACAGUAAACAGCAUCCUCUACUGUACCUACAUAGACAAUUUGUGGCACAAUCUGCCUUCAGAAAUACACUGCAGAAGUCCGAAAGUUCUUGGCAGGAACGCCGAAACUCACCUUGCAAAAAUGACCCUCCGGAAUCCAAAUUAACAAAGAUACGAGACUCUCCCCUAUUAGGCGUAUUCGUCAAACGUAGCCUAUACAGAUUACCACCUGUUCAAGGAUCUACCACGUUUCAUCCGUGGUAGGGAAAUCAUCAAUUAAGACGCCCUUCAAAAGGCCUUUGAAAGUUUCAUCGGCUUCAGGAGCCGGAGUUUUGAAGCCACCGGCUUAAAAAAACUCUUGGUACAUUCUACUAAGCGUGCUCAAACGGAUGAUAAUUAUUUUGAUUAAAUAGAUCGCAGUUACUGCGGUAAAUUUUAUUGUUUAAGGAAAUAUUUGGAAGAGGGACACUAUUUAUGGGACAACCUAAUAUAAUGAGCAUUAUUACACAUCGAAAAUCAUAUCGCCGUUGAAAAAUGAAAUGUGUCGCGACAAAACCAAAUUGCUCUUUGCUUCAGCGACACGACUGGCGCAGCGACAUUGUGCUCAUUAUUUUCCCGACAGACCUAUAAUCCAAUAAUUACUUUCCUUUUCAGACCACCCCAAAAUGAAAGCCUUCAUCACGCAUUGCGGGCUUAACGGCGUGAAUGAAGCCGCCUUCGCCGGAGUUCCGAUGGUCGCCGUCCCUUUGUUUGGCGAUCAAACCUACAACACCGCCGUCAUCAAACACGCCGGCAUUGGAGUCAACUUGGACAAGUUGAAAAUCACAGAGGAAACAGUCUACAACGCCCUGAUCACAGUGCUUCAUAGCGAGACAAUUCAACGAAAUUCGGACAAUUUAGCGAAAUUAUUGCAAAAUCUCCCCGAAUCCCCGAAAAUUCGGUUGAUAAAUGCGGUCGAGAGGGCGACCGAGUUCCCGGAAGUCUACGAGAAAUUAACCUUGCCCAUGGCCGGGAUGUCUGUGAUAACGUAUUUCGGGUUGGAUUUAUUGUUUGGUCUUUCAUCAAUUUUCGCCGUCAUUAUUCUUGUAGGAAUUAUUGUGAUAAGAAAAUUGUGUAGACGCUUAAAAAAAGUUGUGCGGAAUGAGAAAAACAAGUGUGAAUAAAUCGUGAAUUUCUCAAAAAAUAUAAUAGAAAUUCUGCCAUUCUCCUUGUUCGCCGAUUACGGGCCAUAGUAAAAAAAUUGAAAAAUGAUUUGUUGCCAGCCGCUCACGCCUUGCCGCGACACAAUUUAUUAGGCCGCCCAGAAAGUUCGUUCGUUUUUUUCAUUGCUUUGUUUUACGAGGAUUGUUCGUUGUUUGACAAAGGGUACAUAUUUAUUUGAUACAGCCGGUUUUGUAGAGGAGAAAAAGCUGCAUCAAAGAAAUAUAUUCCAUUUGCAAAGGAACAAACAAUCCAUGUAAAACAAAGCAAAGAAAAAACGAACGAACAUUCUGGACGACGCAAUAUUUUCGGCGAUGCGAUUUUCGAUGCGACAGAGUGCUCAUUAUUUUCCCGACAGAGUGAUAAAUAAGUGUGAUGUCGCAGCGGCACAAUUGAUCGUUUCGCCACGGCAAAGAACUCGCCCUAUGGCGACCCUAAGAUUGCUUUGACAUCGAGCACAAAAGUUCUCCGACAGCCUAUCUGGAACAUCUUCCGGAUGGGAAUUCAUUUUUAAAUUUCGCAUGCCUAUGCUCUAAAUAAGCAAGGAUUAAACUACCAAAAAUCUUAGCUAUGCAGCGACAGUAAUGCGCUACAAACUUACAGGGGAAGUACUCCAAGUGCGACGCUCAGAUUUUCUUUAAAUUUUGCACACACGUCGGGUAUGGACUAAAUAUCAAUUUCUGAAAGUUUUAGCUGGCGCUUUGCCGGCGCUGCCGAGAUAUCGAACGAUUUAUGCCGCCGAGAGAGCACGCUAAACGUGGAGAGCGGUCAAAAAGAAAAGCGCUUUUUGGCCAUAACCUUGGCAGUUUCGUGCGAAAAACAUGAUUUUUUGUACAAACAUUAUCCUUUACGGUUGAAAUAGGCAUGAAACUUUUCGUGCCGAAAUUCGGCAAAAACUAAAUUUUCGCCGACUUUCGAUCUAAAAAUCUCGGUUGUUUCUGCAAAGCGCGAGCUUGGAUUCUCGCAUAUAUCUUAUAAAACAUUUUUCUAAAUUUGUGCCAAGUCUCAUCAAAAUCUGAGCGUGGCACUUGGAGUACUUCCCCUGUGAGAAAAAUUUUUCUACCAAAAGCCGCAAAAGAAGGGUCAAUGUUUAUGCAUAUCAUCUGAGCAUUUCCCUCCGAAAAUCUUCGAUUCACAUCUCCUUUUCACGUGAAUUAUAUCUACGGACCAAGCUCGUCUGCUUCUCACGUAAACAGCAAAUUCCCUAGUCCUUAACACAAACCAUAUGUCACAAAAGCAGAGCCGCUAUUUCGAGCCGAGUUGAAACCGAUCGUCAACGGUCUUACGCGCAGAGUUGAAAAAAGUUGGUUAAAGGAGUAGACACCGUCCAAACAUUAAAGCAUGUGAAAUGCAUGUAAAACUUAGCGAGCUAAUUGAUUUUGCGGCGAGACAUUGGAUUAACUUUUUGAAAAGUAUACUCCCCGCCAAAAGUUUUGACCCCCCUUCUAAUUUGGUCCAGAGUGUACCAAUUUGGACCAAAUUUGGUACGUAGUCUACUGACAGCCUAGUAAUAAAAAAUAUCAUAGUAGGAGAAACCAUAUAGCUGUAUUUCAAAAUCCAGGGACAAUUUUCAAAAAUCACCUCAAAAAAACGGGACAAAAGUUUUGACCCCCCUGCAAAAAAAUUAAAUAUCGCCACCGGAUGUAGCCCGAACCUUUUACAAUCGAUGCCCCAUACCUGAAUACAGAUUGAUAAAUGCUUUUUCGUUGAAUGCUUCGUUGCAUUUGAGGAUGCAACGCGUUAAACUGAUUUUGAUGUAGAGCUGCCCAAAACGGUAAAAAUCUUGUACUGGCGCUUUCUAAAAGUUCUAAAUUAUGUUCACAUCAUGUGAUCUUGACGUGUUAUAACCUGCAUUAACCUUUUCCUUUCGAAAAAAGUCCAUGAUGGCCUAGCAGUAUCGAUUCGGCCGAUAUCCAGUUGUCAUGGUCAGCCUUGGUGAGCCAUUUGCUCUUUGACUAAAGGUCUAGAUGUUGCCGCUAGGUCCUCAAUCUAAUCCUGAGACUUGUGUCUACUCUCAAAACAAGAAUAAACCCCCGCUGACACGAUCCCAAAUGGUUUGUGGAUGCAACUUUACCGAUCUGCACCUUAAAGAAAAAGCCGCGUUUUUCAAAUGGAUUUUUUGCGACCAAAAAUGGCUUUCAUUUGAUGGGCCAGGUAAUUUAGGACGCUACAGCACCCGCCAUACUCAUUUGAGACGUACGGAACGCCAAAUGGGCGGUGGGGAUGGCAUCGUACUCGGGGGCAUCUACAGUAACGGCAAACUUAAGAUUAAGGUGAAUGAAACCCAUUCCAAAACGCGUCAAAUCGUAACUUUUUACCCCGCUGAGAGUAAAUAGGAGUCUCAGGAUUAGAUUGAGGAACUACCGACCACAUCUAGACCUUUAGUGAAAGAGCAAAUGGCUCACCAAGGCUGACCAUGACAACUGGAUAUCGGCCGAAUCGAUACCGCUUGGCCAUCAUGGACUUUUUUCGAAAGGAAAAGGUUAAUGCAGGUUAUAACACGUCAAGAUCACAUGAUGUGAACAUAAUUUAGAACUUUUAGAAAGCGCCAGUACAAGAUUUUUACCGUUUUGGGCAGCUCUACAUCAAAAUCAGUUUAACACGUUGCAUCCUCAAAUGCAACGAAGCAUUCAACGAAAAAGCAUUUAUCAAUCUGUAUUCAGGUAUGGGGCAUCGAUUGUAAAAGGUUCGGGCUACAUCCGGUGGCGAUAUUUAAUUUUUUUGCAGGGGGGGUCAAAACUUUUGUCCCGUUUUUUUGAGGUGAUUUUUGAAAAUUGUCCCUGGAUUUUGAAAUACAGCUAUAUGGUUUCUCCUACUAUGAUAUUUUUUAUUACUAGGCUGUCAGUAGACUACGUACCAAAUUUGGUCCAAAUUGGUACACUUUGGACCGAGUUAGAAGGGGGGUCAAAACUUUUGGCGGGGAGUAUAACUUGUAAUUUAUGACUUGUCCCCUACAUGUAUGUUUAGGUCAAAACUUGCCAAAAUUCGAACCUUGUUUGUAAAUUUGGGAUUAAAAAAGCAAGUCGAAUAAUGCUCGACCAGACAUCGAUUUUCUUUGAGAAAAUUUCGAGAAUACUUCGCAAGGAAAUCAUAGCCAAUCAGCUUUACCACAAUGGGGGCAACGAGCCCGAUCACUCCACUGGUACGUCCCAAAAAAAAUGCUUGUUUUCCCAUGGGUCCUGACGGAAAAUGUUUAGGUCAGGAUAAAAGAUUUUUGUACUACUAAAAUCUCCGUGUUUUUCUGUCCUAUUCAUUUCAGUUUUGUGUUCAUAUCGAUUAACCAACAUGGUUUUUCAAAAUUUCAAACAAAGGAACUGCCAUUUUGUCACUAUUUUUGAGCCGUUCAAGGGAUUGAUUUGCUCGGUAUCCGGCCCUGUCGACUCGGAUUUGGAUUGCGAUAUGAGGAUCAACAUAGAGGGGGCCUACGCCUGACUCUAGAAAGUUAUAAAAGAGUUCAAGACAAGCCAAAACUCGUAUUCUCAAAGCUGCAGCUCGGUCUUUCCAUGAUUAAUUGUCAUCUUAAGCAAAAAUUGAAUGUGAAAUGAUGAGUGCCCACUAGAUAAAAACGAAGCCAAGUUUUUCGUGGAAUUUGUUGCAAGAGCCAAAAUAUGACGAUGAAGGUUAUCUAGCCGCUAUCUGAAUCGUUCAUAUAAAAGUGGUCGCCGAAUUUCUCGACUUUUAUUUUUUUCUGUUGCGUCGAAUUUCAGUGCAAGAAUGGGUUGACAUCGAUUUUGCAAAAUCAGUGCCAAAAAAGUUCGGAAAUUUGGAAACAACCAGUGCAGAUUUUGGGAAAUCGCUGCAGGACGAAAAUUAAAGUGUCCACUGAUUUUUCAAAAUCAAUGUUAACCCAUUUUUGCACCGAAAUUCGACUCAACAGCAAAAAUAAAAGUCGAGAACUUCUGUGACCACCUUUUUAUCCAAUUAAACAAAAUUUUGUAAGACCUCUUCACUCCUGAAUAGGUCGACUUUUUUGUUACUCCCAACUUUGAGACAAUUUGCCGCACUGCACAAUAAACUGUAGUUUACGCCUGCAGACGCCACUGGAACAAAGUCACAAUCAAUACGGUGGGUUAACAAAUUUCUCAUCCCUUCAGCCGCUCGUUCCAUUACCAUAAACUCAAACUACUCUUACACUGGUACUUUAACCAUCUUUUGUCUGCCCUUUCUGUCUCCCCACCAAACAUCAUUAGGGUUCCGAGUUCUAAAACACAAAAAGAGUCACAAACUAAGUCUUGUUUGUCAGUUUAAAUACGGUAAAGGCGGACAAUUUGUCAUUCGUUCGAUCAUGUUUUCCGCUAGUUUUCUCUUACUGACCUUGCUAUGGUCACAAAUUAGCGCGUAUAAUUAUUUGGUGAUCUCGACAAAUUUCGUCUACUCUCACACCGUUUUUAAUGCCAAAAUCGCGGAAGUGCUGCAGGACCGAGGACAUCAUGUUGUAAGUGGGAAGAAACGUGACCCAUGUUCAAUAGCAUGGCUACAACUCUGUGAAGGCAAAUUUUCCAGAGACUAAAAAGGCUUAAUGGGACUGUCUUCUAUACAGCGAUGGACUCGAUCCAGUGGCAAAAAACGUACCAUUUUGCAUCCAAGAAGUAAAAAAAUGAAGCAAAAUGCCUCCCUCUCCAACAAAAAACUCCGUUUUGAAGGGCGCGCCUUCUGCUUGACAAAAGGCGCGCUUUUGAAAUGAGAGUUUCUUCACUUGGAGAGUGAGGCAUUUUACCACAUUUUUUGAUACUUCGCGGAUGCAAAAUGGUACGUUUUUUGCCACUGGAUCAUUUCCGCCACUGUAACUCAGCCCAUUUUUCUGUAACAGCAAAAAUAGCCCGGAUUUUUCAGAACUUCAUUCUCUUCAGAACCAACAACUAUACGAAGUUUAAUCCUGGGCCUUUGCGAAAUGUGACCGUCAUUACCGCGGACAGCAUUGACCUCAUGACAGAAACAGCAUCCAAACUGAAGCUUUUCAACGACGUCUUCAGCGAUAACGAACCCCUCUUCGGAGAUGAUCAAGUCCGACCAAUUUUCGAAGCCAUGAAAAUUUACUGCAAAGGUGAGGAUUUCGAAAUUCAAUAACAAAAAUGUUCUAUCUAACUAAACGUUUGAUUUCAGACCUUUUAUACAACGAACAAGUCAAGAAAAUCGCUGAAGAAAUCAAAUAUGACGGGAUUUUCACGGAGAGCCAUGAUGUUUGUGGCCAAUCGAUGACACACAUUUAUAACAUCAAACCAUUGUUUUUAAUGUCGCCAGUGCCGAUUCCGGAACAUUCAGCCAUCGAAAUGGGGAUUCCUUUUAAUCCGAAUGUUGUGCCAGGUACGGAUGUUAGAGAAAAGUUUGUGUUGAAUCCUAGGGACGCAACUUUUUUCAUCAAACAAAAUUUUGACUGCAAGCUACAGUGACGGAACUAUCCAGCGGCAAAGAACGGACCAUUAUGCAUCCGGGAAGUAUCAAAAAAUGUAGGAAAAUGCCUCCCUUUCCAACUGAAAAACUGGGUUUUGAAGGGCGCCCUUCAAAACAGAGUUUUUUACUUGGAAAGGGGGGGUAUUUCGCUACAAUUUUUGAUACUUCCCGGACGCAAAAUGGUACGUUUUUUACCAUUGGGGCAGGUCCGCCACUGUACGUUUCUUCUAUUUCUCGAACCGAAAUCAGAGAAACCAUUUUUUGCACUUUUACGCUUGAAUUUUCUCAAAAAAUCCUUUCAGUCCUAAACCGCGCCCCUCCCAACGGAGUGUAUAUGACGCUUUUGGAACGGAUCCAAAAUUGGCGAGAAUAUUACGACUCGACCGUAAAAAUGUCCAAAUGGUUUGCAAAUCCCGAAGUCUACGAAUUAACGAAUCUCCAGCUCCCACAUCCCGCAGAAUUCACCAAAAACGCGGCGUUUUACAUUCAAAAUACCAAUGAAUUUGUCGACUUGCCUAGACCAAUCAGUUUGAAACAACUUUUCGUUGGAGGUGUUGGUAUUACCAAAGCGAAAGCGUUGAGUGAGGUAAGUAACAGUAAAAGUUUCAAUUCUACAGAGUCAGACAGCCGAAUGUGUAAGGAGUCCAUGUUGAAUCUCUCGACGAAUCAAUCUAUUCCGUACAAAAACAGGAAUAUUCUUUAUCAAGGCGAAAAUGCCAAUGCAAAAUUUCAAACUUCUACGCCAAAUGAGGCCUUUUUUGUCGUAGAAAUUUGAAACUUUGCAUUCACAUUUUGGCGUUGAUGAAGAACAUUUCUGUUUUCGUACGGAACAGAUUGACUCGCCGAGACAUUCAACAAAAACACCUUACACUUCGGCUGGCCCACCUUGUCCAGUGGCGGACCUGAUCCAGUGGCAAAAAAGGUACCAUUUUGCAUCCGGGAAGUAUCAAAAAAUGUGGCAAAAUCCCCCCUCUUCAAGUGUCCAGAUGAAAAAACUCCGGUUUAAAGGGCGUCUUUUGUGAGGGGAAGCCGCGCAAUUAAAAACAGAGUUUUUUAUUUGGAAACGGAGGUAUUUUGCCACAUUUUUUGAUACUUCCCGGACGCAAAAUGGUAGGGUUUUUACCGCUGGAUCAUGUCCGUCAUUGUACCAUGUACUUUUUCCAACCUCCAGAUAUUAAAAAAUCACUGUGUUAAAAGUAUUUCAGGAGAUUCAUCAAAUCUAUUCCUCCGCUAAAAAAGGCGUUGUCUUUUUUUCGUUCGGAUCCUUGGCUGAUAACAAAAAACUCCCACAAAACGUCCGAACAGCAUUCGCUGAGGCGUUUUCUCAAUUUCCGGAUUAUCAAUUUAUCUGGAAAUUCAACGACAAGUUGAACGAAAGUAGCAUUGGCAAUGUUCACACACUUCAGUGGGUGGAUCAAGUGUCAAUCUUGAGUAGGUUUAAAACUGAAGUUUUUCAAUUUCGUCGGAAAUUUUCUUGACUCUUUUCUGCCGAGAUUUCUAGACCACUUUUUCCAGCCCAACUUUCUACAGUCGAGGACCUAAUCCAGUGGCAAAAAACGUACCAUUUCGCAUCCAGGAAGUAUCAAAAAAUGUGGCAAAAUACCUCCCUCUCCAAGUGAAAAACUCGGUUUUGAAGGCGCCCUUUCCCUCAUGAAAGGCGUGCUUUUCAAAACCGGAGUUUUUUCACUUGGAAAGGGAAGCAUUUUGCCACAUUUUUGACACUUCCUCGAUGCAAAAUGGUACGUUUUUUGCCACUGGAUCGGGUCCCCCACUGUACUUGCUUCUUUUCAGAACACCCAAAAACCAAAGCCUUUAUCACCCACUGCGGACUGAACAGUUUGAACGAAGCCGCCUUUGCCGGCGUUCCCUUGAUUUCCGUGCCUCUUUUCGGCGAUCAAACCUACAACACGGCCAUUGUAAAGCAUAUCGGAAACGGAGUGCACUUGAACAAGCUGAAACUAACUUCCAAAAUCAUCGUCAAAGCGCUGAAUUCCGUUCUCAACGAGGAAAAAUACGGGAAGAAUGCGAGAGAAUUGAGCGAACUGCUGAAUAAUCUACCGCAAUCGCCCGAGGAGAGGCUGAUUAAUGCCGUGGAACAAGCAACAAGAUUUCCAGAAGCUUAUGAGAAACUGAUUUUGCCUGGGGCAAAAAUCUCAUUUUGGGCCUACUUUGGAUUGGAUAUUGUUGGACUACUAAUUAGUUUGAUUGUUUUUAGCGGUUUUGUUGUAUAUUUGUUGUUCAGAGUGAUGGUUAGGAUAUAUUUGACAGUUGAGAAGAAAAAUAGAAAAAAACUCGAGUAA
Bursaphelenchus xylophilus (pine wood nematode) is the source of this 13000-nucleotide messenger RNA. The record is from the annotation of a GenBank genome assembly. Lineage: Eukaryota; Metazoa; Nematoda; Chromadorea; Rhabditida; Aphelenchoididae.